ACGCGGGGGAAAUGCAACGAUGUGAUCUUGGCCUGGGGCUCCGUCGGGUUGGGGGGCGACCGCUGCGCAGAUGAUGGACUCCAUGUGGCCCCCCCCGGUGGUCUGCGUCCAGCUGUCAUGGCCCGGGGACCAGCGAGCGAAAAGCGUCCAGUUCCAGCUCCACAACACUCAGGUGUGGCUUUGUUUCUUACUUCUCAGCUUCUUGAGUAUUUCAACCGUCGCUGUUUCUGUAGCUGAUACAGCAGAUUUACAGUUUUGCUUGGGGAUGCUCAAACACACCAUUCAGAAAUCGGACGCCAUGCUGUAUGCUCCGUCCAUUGACGACAUUGAAGAGAACUGUGAAAAUGUUUCGCUCAAAUGUUACAUGUUGGAGCUGAUAAUGGUCCUCGAUGAAGAAGAAGUCAAGGGGAAUAAAGCGAGCUGCAUCCUUGCAUUCAACGACCAUCUUGACUCUGGCUCUGUUGGCUGUCGACCCUGUGAAGCAUACUCCCUCCAAAAUAUUACAAUAUUCCUGGAGAGACUAAAUACCCUUUUGGAAAAAAUGACAACAAAGGGGAAUAUGUAGUAUGAUGCAAACACGUGUUGCUACAAAUCUGUAAUUGUAUAUAUUGUCUUAUAUAAAAAUGUUUUUAUUUUUUUGUAAAUAUCAGAGACUAACAAACCACGCCUUCCUUAUGAAAUGUCAUGUCAUUUUUAUAUAUCUGAAACAGCUGUGAAUGUACAUGAUGACACUGUUUUGAGAUGAGGAAGUAGCAUGCAGUUGCAGCAUAUACACAGAAUGUAUACAUUUUUUAAAGCUGGAAACACCUGACUGUACUGCCUAAUAAACAGUAUUUAUGCCCUCCAAUAAAUGAUACCCUUCCUA
This is a messenger RNA of Scophthalmus maximus (turbot), 865 nucleotides long. Its product is annotated as interleukin-15. NCBI's taxonomy places the organism in Eukaryota, Metazoa, Chordata, Actinopteri, Pleuronectiformes, Scophthalmidae. Gene Ontology annotation, cellular component: extracellular region. Gene Ontology annotation, molecular function: cytokine activity; cytokine receptor binding. The record is from RefSeq and is a predicted model, not a curated record. Gene Ontology annotation, biological process: positive regulation of cytokine production; positive regulation of tyrosine phosphorylation of STAT protein; neutrophil activation. Bases 71 to 565 code for a protein of 164 amino acids. The transcript has 6 exons.